GAUGAACAGUAGCGUAAAAUUUAAACAUUAACAAUACAUGUAACAAAAAAACGAAAAAUAAGAAUCCCAAUUUAGCAACAGUUCGAAUCGCGCGCUUUAUAAUGCAAUCGCAUGCAAUUCUCUCACUCUCCCACUGUUUCAUUUUCCCUCGCAUUUUCCCAAUCUACACGUGGUGAGCAGAGCAGUUUUGUUUUGUUGUCGAACUUUUGAUUUACCGCUCUAUUAUGUUGAUUGACAGUAUUUCUAGUGAGAUAGUUCCUACAAGUUUGUGAUUUAAAUAGGGUGAAGCGGUGGGUUUGUUUUGCUGCGUAAUUUCAACGGAGUUGACCGAUAACCGUAAACAAAAAUGUUUGCGUUCAAAAUUUGGAACGUAUCACGAACCAAAAAGGUAUUCGUGGUCAUUGAAGAAGACGAGCAGAUGUUAUUAGUACUGGUAGCCAAAGCCUCAGAAAAACUACAAAUUGAUGGAAGCACAUUAGUGUUAGAAACAGAUGGGACUGUAAUAGAUGACGAAACAGUGUUGAAAAUGGUCGAAAAGGAAGUUUUAAUUUUGCUGACAAAAGAGGAGUGCUGGGUGUCUGCUGAUGUGGCACUGGCAAGUGCAAGUUUUAUAUCUCAGGCUUCUACUGUAACUAUUAGCUCAUCCUCAUCCUCGUCGCAUGAAUUGAGUCCGUUUGAAACAGAAGAGAAUAAAACGUGGGUUGACUUUGAAAUUCCAUGGAAAUGCUUACCAAAAUCAGUAAUUCGGGAAUGCGAAGAAGGCUUUAAAACAGGAGAUUGCCGAAGCAAAGUUAUCAACAUGAUUGCUGAUAAUGUCCGUGAAUUUACCAAACAUGCGGAAAUAGAUAAAUUUCGUGCUAUAGCAAAGCAAAUUGUAGCAAAGUAUCCGAAACAAUUUGCGGACGUUGAUGACGACGGUAUCGUUAUAGGAGAUGGGAAUCAUACAAUUUUGAAAAGAUUGGUAGAUCGUAACAAUUACUUAAACCGACCUCACAAAAGAUCACCGAAUGCAACAUAUGUAACAGAUAUACCUUUAGGAAAAAGAAGAAAAAUGUUGAGCAAAAAAGCAGGUUGUUCCAACUGGCAACCGGAAAUCGAAACAAAAUCUCCCGAAUCACUGGAGGAAAAAAAGAAUACACUUAAUGCGUUGCACAAUGCUUUUCUUAACAACGUCACGUUAGAUUUAGAAACUACAACUCUUCUAAAUGAGACAUACAAUAUGCAACGUUUAUUCCUGAAUAAAUGUGAUGCUCCCACCAUAGAAGAAAUUGUUACAGAGUGGCCAGUUUUACUUACAACACCAGUUACCUUUUGGCAUUUCGAGAAAUUAACUUCUAAAAAUAUAAACGUAUUGGAAGAGCAAUUUACCCAUAAAGCUCCCAAGAUAUUACAGCUUGGUCAACAAAAUAAAAUAAAGCUAACGUGUGAAAAUUCCUACCUGCAAUGUCUGGAAAUCAUAGCCAAGUAUUUUAAUGAAGACUUGAAAAUUUUGGUUGAUGAGCAGGACAAGCGUAAUCAAACAGUCACCUGCAACGAACCUUGCAUUAGAAGUAACCAAGAAGAUGACGAAAACAGGUAUUUCAUUUAUAUUGAAAAGAAGAAAGUUGCAGAAAGUACUGAUUUUAUAACUGCCUUCAAACUAGUAUUUUCGUUCUACUAUAACUUGAAUAUGUGCUAUCCUAAACAAAUAUCACAUACACUACAGUUUGUACAAAUGUAUUUUUUUAAAAUGUACCCAGAAAUUGGCACCAAGAGCAAGAAAAAAACUAUUACUAAAGUAGUAUCUUUAAUGAACAAAUUGAAAAAGAUCUAGGAUACUAUAAUAUGCAUGCGUCGAACUUAGUAUCUAUAUUUGUGAAAAUUGGUGGACUCCAUAUAACUAUGUUAGA
Zophobas morio is the source of this 1889-nucleotide messenger RNA. RefSeq lists its product as uncharacterized. The record is from RefSeq and is a predicted model, not a curated record. Bases 347 to 1813 code for a protein of 488 amino acids. Gene Ontology annotation, biological process: apoptotic process. Lineage: Eukaryota; Metazoa; Arthropoda; Insecta; Coleoptera; Tenebrionidae. The transcript is spliced from 6 exons.